AUGAGUCAGUUUAUGGAGUCACCUAAGAAAGCUCAUUGGGAUGCUGUAUGUCGCAUUCUUCGAUAUCUUAAAAGCUCUCCUGGUAAGGGAUUCAUUUAUAAAUCUAGUGGUUCUUCCACUUUGGUUGGCUAUUCUGAUGCUGAUUGGGCUGGGUCAACAUAUGAUCGACGGUCUACAACUGGGUAUUGCACUUUUAUUGGUGGUAAUUUGGUUACUUGGAGAAGCAAGAAACAAACUACCAUUGCCAGGUCUAGUGCAGAGGCUGAAUAUCGUGCUAUGGCACAUACUGUAGCCGAAUUGUUGUGGUUGAAAUCUCUUCUCCAGGAGCUUGGAUUUUCUAUUAAUCAACCUAUUGACAUGAUGUGUGAUAAUCAAGCAGCCAUUUAUAUUGCUAGGAAUCCUGUUUUUCAAGAGCAAACUAAGCAUAUAGAAGUUGACUAUCACUUUGUUCGUGAUCUUUGUGAAGCGAAGUUGGUUGCUACUCCUUACGUUGCCUCUAGAGAUCAAUUUGCUGAUAUGUUUACCAAAGCAUUAUUUUGUCUUGCUUUUGUUGCUAGUUGUUCCAAGCUAGGCAUGGGUGACCUAUAUGCUCUAGCUUGA
This is a messenger RNA of Eucalyptus grandis, 600 nucleotides long. RefSeq names its product secreted RxLR effector protein 161-like. Bases 1 to 600 code for a protein of 199 amino acids. The record is from RefSeq and is a predicted model, not a curated record. Lineage: Eukaryota; Viridiplantae; Streptophyta; Magnoliopsida; Myrtales; Myrtaceae. The transcript has a single exon.